Drosophila mauritiana is the source of this 2917-nucleotide messenger RNA. RefSeq names its product probable RNA-binding protein 19. Gene Ontology annotation, molecular function: RNA binding. Bases 88 to 2844 code for a protein of 918 amino acids. Lineage: Eukaryota; Metazoa; Arthropoda; Insecta; Diptera; Drosophilidae. The record is from RefSeq and is a predicted model, not a curated record. The transcript is spliced from 4 exons.
UAAUGCACGUGUUGUUUAAAUUUGUUUGUAAACAAAAGUGUUCUUAAAUGAUUUUUUAGCUGCAGCACGGCAAAUUAGCUACAAAACAUGUCACGAAUUAUAGUCAAACAGCUUCCCAAGCAUAUUACCGAGGACAAACUUCGUCAGAUCUUUGGUGCCCAGGGCACGAUUACGGAUCUGCAACUAAAAUACACGCCCGAUGGAAAAUUCCGGCAAUUCUGCUUCGUGGGUUACAGCACCGAGGAGGAGGCCCAGUCGGCCAUCCGGCACUUUGACAACACAUGCAUUCAGACCAGCCGGGUGCGCGUCGAAUCCUGUGCUGCCUUGGGCAGCGAAGAUAAGCCACAAUCUUGGAGCAAGUACGCCAAGGACAGCAAGAAGAACCUAGACAAAUUGAAGGAGAAGGAAAGGGAGGCGGCGGACAAGGCCAAGGAGUCUGAGAAAAAGAAGAAGAAAGAGAAAGUUGACAAGGUGGACCAAAUUUUGAGCAGACACAAGGACGAUCCGGAAUUCCAAGAGUUUCUAGAGGCGCAUGACAAGUCGCGAACCCUGUGGGGAAACGAUUUGGGAAUAAACAAAAACAAGGACGACGACGAAGAGGAUGAAGAAGAGCAGAAAGAAUCUCGAGUUGGCAGAGAUGACAGUGGAGUGGAUGCAGAUGCAGGAGAUGAGGAUGGCUCAGACGAUGAGGCAGAUGAGGAAGAAGAUACCGAUAAAUUAGCGGAAAAGCCCAUCAGCGAUCUGGAGUAUAUGAAAUCCCUGAUGGCAACCACAUCCGGCGAAGCUACCGCAAAGAAACCCAAAACCAAAGCGGAUAAAUCAAAUUUGGAGCUGUUCACCAUCAAAAUACACAAUGUACCAUACAACACCAAGCGCCAGGAGGUGCUAAAGUUUUUCAAGCCCCUGAAACCGUACUCCGUUCGACUUCCCAGCAAAGUUCACGGCUUCUGCUACGUAGGUUUCAAAACUGAGAAAGACAUGGCCAAGGGAAUGCUUAAAAACAAGAGUUUCAUCAAGGGCAAGCAAGUAUUCUUCUCUGACUUUACCGAGAAGAACAAGGUGACCAAAGCGAGCAAGAGUGGACAACCAUUGGCACCAGCCGCCGUCGAUGCGGGCAAUGCGAAGUGGAAGCAUCAGCAGGACAGUUUAUCCAAAGAAGAUGACAUCUCCGAGUCCGGGAGGAUAUUCUUUCGUAAUCUAGCCUACACUACUACCGAAGAGGAUCUGCGCAAGCUUUUCGAGCAGUUCGGUCCCGUGGUGGAGGUAAACCUGCCCCUCGACAAGCUCACACGGAAAAUCAAAGGCUUUGGCACAGUUACGUACAUGAUGCCGGAGCACGCAUUAAAGGCUUUUAAUACCCUCGAUGGCACUGAUUUCCAUGGCCGCCUAUUGCACCUUCUGCCCAGCAAGGACAUCGAAAAGAAUCCGAAAGAGGAUUUGGAUGAAAACGAUGCCAGUCUGUCAUUCAAAGAGAAGAAGGCCUUGAAACUCAAGAAGAACGCCCAAAAACCAAUUGGCUGGAACACAUUGUUUCUGGGUGCCAAUGCUGUUGCAGAAAUUCUCGCCAAGCAAUUUAAGACCUCAAAGGAACGCAUACUGGACACCAGCGAUGGUGGCAGUAGUGCCGCCGUGCGCUUGGCUUUGGGAGAAACCCAAGUCGUCAUCGAGAUGAAGCGCUUUCUGGAGGAAGAAGGCGUUCGUCUUGAUGCUUUUGAUGAGCCCGCAAAGAAACGCUCCAACACUGUUAUACUGGCCAAGAAUCUGCCAGCGGCCACAGAAAUUUCAGAGAUUACCCCCAUCUUUAGUCGAUUUGGCCCAAUUGGCAGAAUUGUGCUACCUCCCAGUGGCGUUACGGCACUUAUUGAGUACUGUGAUCCUUUGGAAGCGAGGCAAGCCUUUAAAAAGUUGGCCUACAGCAAAUUCAAGAAUGCCCCACUCUAUUUGGAGUGGGCUCCCGAACACGUCUUUUCCAAGACGCUUAGUGGAGAGCCAGUGAUUCAUAAAUCGGAACCGAAACCAAAGGAGGAGGCAAAGCCGGAGGAGAAACCGAUUGUAAAUGAUGUGAAAGCUGAGGAGGAGGAUUCUAGGGCAGAGGAUGCCGAUGAUGAACCCGAACCGAAUACAACACUAUUUCUACGGAACCUCAACUUUAAGACCGUACAAGAAACCGUGGAGAAACACUUCCGCCAUUUGGGUAGCAUUCACACUGUUGAAAUUGCUAAACGAAGGGAUCCCGAGAAUCCCCGGGAAUUCAAGUCCCUAGGCUACGGCUUCAUUCAGUUCAAGAAGUCGUCAGUGGCAGAGCAUGCUCUCAAGAACUUGCAGCUCACCCACAUAGAUGGUAAUCCCGUCGAACUGAAGCGCAGCGAUCGGGUGCUCAAGACCCAAGAUAAUGAUGGUGCACAACGGCGACUGGCCUCACAGAAGAAGCAAACGGGAACCAAAAUCCUGGUACGAAAUAUUCCCUUCCAGGCACAAUACCGCGAGGUUCGAGAUAUAUUCAAGGCUUUUGGCGAACUGCGAUCCUUACGUAUUCCUAAAAAGGCGACCACGGGCGAGGAUGCGCAUCGUGGUUUCGGUUUCGUUGACUACAUGUCCAAGGCGGAGGCCAAACGCGCCUUCGACGCCCUAAGCGCCAGUACGCAUCUUUACGGUCGUCGUUUGGUACUUGAGUGGAGCGCCAAUGACGACAACCAGGACGUGGAGGAGCUUCGCAAGCGGACGGCGGCCAAAUUCGAUGGCAGUCAAGCGGCCACUGCGGCCAAACGCAGUAGAAAAUCCUUCUUCGAUGUGGAGGGCAGUGUGCAGCCAAAUCAAGAUGACGACGAAGAGGAGGAGCAAUAGUCCUCAGACGUAGCUUGAAUGUGUAGAACGUUCACGAUAUAAUAAAUAGAAAUUGUUAUUUUUAUGAACAAAA